AUGAACGCCCUCGAGCGCUCCGCCACCGCCGCCGCCUGGGUGGUUGCCGUCGGUCUCGCCCUCGUCAACGCCGCCUUUACGUGGAGUUCGUCCUGGAUCCCGGUGUUGUUGGUUUUUGACUUUGCCGCGACCACUUGGUGGGUCUCUCAUUCUUUGGCGACCAUGUACUUCAUCCCCGCCCUCCGAGAUCAGCCAGCCUGGGCUGUUACGGUUCCGAUCUCCCGCGACCUUGCCACCGCCUGCGCCCUCAUGGGCAUCUUCGUCUUCGUCCUCACCAACUCGGCCGGAUGCCUCGUCUCCCUCUGGUGGUAUUCGUACCGCAUUAUACGGAGAGGAUAUCGGAUCCCGAGAGGCGCCAUCACCCGCCGAAAGACGGUGAUGCAAGCCCUGCCCGACGCCGCCGCCGCUCGCCACUGGUUCGACCUGGGGUUCCGACCCAACCUCUGCCGCCACUGCCUCCGGACCGCCGACUUGGAAGGUAGGGAGGGCCCUGGGUCGUUCCUGGACCGGAUGUACCACGGCAAGACGAACAAGGGGGUGGACUUGGGGUGCAUUGCGCUCUUUGACCACUACUGCUGGUGGCUUUGGUGUCCCGUCUCCUUGGAGACGCAGAAGAGUUACCUGCUCUUCACCGUCUGGGUUUUGGUGUUUCACCUUUACUCUUUGGGGGUUCUCUGCUGGCCAAUGGCUUCCUUUGGAACCAGGUGGUCACUGCCCCCAGUUGUCGUGGCUGCCGGAUCUCUCCCCUUUGUUAUUCUGUGGGUGAAGAAGGCGCCAUUCCGGGAUCAAUGGGUUAACCAGGGACUUCGGAACCAGACGCACAAAGAGACGACGGCGUACAUCCGGAACCUCCCCCAGCAGGCUUGGCCGAUGGGGAUUGCCGGGUCUAACGGCCUGGAGCAUGUGACGGUUGGAUUUAACCCGUGGGAUCUCGGCGCAAUGGGAAACCUCCGCGCGGUGCUAGGCGACAACAUCUGGGAGUGGCCUUUCUUCUGGCGUACCCCUCGCCGGGUGCGGGAAUUCGGUGCUCACCCCGACUGGGAUCUCCCUUUCGGACCUCGGUGGGACCAAUUCAUGGAAGAUCGUGCUCUGGUUUUACCGGAUGGCAUUAGCCUCACUCUCCCCCCUCCCGCCCUCCGAAACGACAGUUCGCGGCGCCGACGCGGCUGGACGUCGGAGGAUUAG
Molecule: messenger RNA, 1185 nt
Organism: Colletotrichum phormii
Lineage: Eukaryota; Fungi; Ascomycota; Sordariomycetes; Glomerellales; Glomerellaceae
Exons: 3
Coding region: 1-1185 (394 amino acids)
Source: RefSeq, a predicted model, not a curated record